UUAUUAAGUUUUAGUGAAUAAGAAACUAUUUGUUAUGCUUAAGCUGUCAAGAAAAGAUAAAAGAAUAAAAAAAGAUGUCACGAUAGUCACCGGCAAGGAAAACUAUUCCAACUAAUAUUUUCGUUUUAAUAGCUUAUAAAAGAUUGAAGGUUUGUGUUAAAAUUAAAAUUAAAAAAUGUUCAGAACGGCAAAGAAUAAAUUUGAUUCGGGCGAAUUAAUGCGAAAAUUAAAAAGGAUAACUGAUGGGAAUUUCAUGACCUACAAAAGGCUAUUUUUGCUGCUAUUGGCAAUUUGUGUGUUCUUUUAUUUGCUGCCUCCAAUAUUCAAAUACCUAUUUAUGAACGCGCCAGAAAAAAAGGAUCCAUUGAUGCAAUGUAUGGAUGAUCGUUUAACACCAUUCUUCUUGCAAAAUUUCGAAUAUGAUGCGAAUAUAAGACAUGUACCUCCACUGCCAAAUGAGCAGAACUCCAUACCAUAUGUCGGAAAUGGUUACAUCGGUUUGGAAAUCACACAGGAUGCACUAUUAAAUAUUAAGUUUGGACGUGCCAUGCAAUUGCCAACGCAGUUUUAUCCAAUAGUUAAUGCUGCAGAAAAGAAUGAAGGUUCGCGGGAGGCAACUGUUGUUGAAUAUUUGACGGGUAUCGUGCACCGAUUUCAGUGUUUUAGCAACUAUUUUGUUUCUUACGCUUAUUACGCGCAUCGUACAUAUCCAAGUAUUUUAAUGCAAGAAAUUAAGAUAACAAAUACAAAAAAUAUAAUGGAAGAAGUGACAUUAAAUUUGCCGCGUGUACAUUUUCAAACGAUAUCGACACGUAACAUGCAGUUGGGCAGCACCAAUAGUGUAAAUAAUGGUAUCAAACAGUUUGAUAUUAUUUCCGGUACUGUGCCACUAGCAAAAUCCAAAGAUUCCACAAAUCAAAUAGUCAUAAGCAUUGUUAAGCCGCAAAUAACAACUACAAUACAAUUGAAAAAACGUAGCACUGCUAGAAUUGAAUAUCCGAUUGCCAUACACUAUUCGAAACCAGUGAGCCAACAGCAACUUAAGGAAGCAACUGAGGAGACAGAAAAUAAAGCCAUACAAGCUAUGACGAGAGCGUUACAGAAACUACAAACCAAAACAGAUACAGUCGCCACCAGCAAUGUAUACAAACAGGAACACAUAAACGUUUGGACAGAUCUUUGGGCAACAGGUUUUGGUAUCAGUACAUCGAAGGCAGAAGGCAGUUUAAAUGGUGAUCGUAUUAAUGCUACAAUGUACGCUGUACUUUCACAAACCCGCAGUUAUGAGUUUGAAGAAUUUGUAUCCCAAACGGCACCAACUAAACAGGAAAUCGAUAAAGCGCUCACAUAUGCAGAAGGUUGCUAUGAUUCAUAUUACACAUUGCAAGCAGAUAAUUUAUGGCUGAAUAUGGAUUCAUUAGAAAACUUAAACAAUGUGGUUUCUUCGUGGAUGUUGACUUUAGAAAAACAGGGUUGCCAUAAUCUUAUACGUGCUGGUGCUUCCGGUGUCAUACAAGCAAUGGUCUUGAGUUUUGGUAGUUUUCGCUUUAGCAAUCAACAUUUGGAAUGCAACAUGCAUCCUAAGACAUUACAUCGCGAUUUUCAUUUCCGUCGUUUGAAUUAUGGCAACAAAACGCAUGUUAAUGUCACCAUACAAGUAACAGAUGACAAUAAAGCCGUUAUAUACGUGGCGUUAGAUAGAUCAGAUCGAAGUUAUUACGCUUGUGACGGUGGUUGCGCGGAUGAACCUAUUUUACUUACUCAAAGCCGGCGUCAAUUUCCAGUUAAAAUAACAGAGCCACUAACGGCUAUUUUGUACAUUACGGAGGAUAAACAGCACAUACAGGAGCUCCAUGAUGCCCUACAUGUGAAACAAGUUGUGGAAGCGCCUGCACAUGAACAGCAUGUGAUCGCUCUCCACAAACAUGGACAUCAACUGGGUGGUUUGCCUACGCUGUUUUGGGUUUCGAUUUGUGCAAUAAUAGUAGUAUUUCAUGUAUUUCUCUGUAAAUUAAUAAUAAAGGAGUAUUGCGAGCCUUCGGAUAAGAUAAGAGAAACUUAAUAGAAAAUAAAGUUUAACUGAGGUUUGAGGUGUUUUGCAACGCAAAAGAAAAAUGAGAAGAUUUAUUGGCCAUCAACAGAAAACCAGCAAUGAAAUUGAACAUGAAUUAACAUUUAAAUUAUAUAUA
Molecule: messenger RNA, 2189 nt
Organism: Teleopsis dalmanni
Lineage: Eukaryota; Metazoa; Arthropoda; Insecta; Diptera; Diopsidae
Exons: 8
Coding region: 176-2062 (628 amino acids)
Source: RefSeq, a predicted model, not a curated record